Xiphophorus maculatus (southern platyfish) is the source of this 3179-nucleotide messenger RNA. RefSeq names its product centrosomal protein 89 (gene cep89). Bases 217 to 2493 code for a protein of 758 amino acids. The record is from RefSeq and is a predicted model, not a curated record. Gene Ontology annotation, cellular component: centriole; ciliary transition fiber. The transcript has 18 exons. Gene Ontology annotation, biological process: chemical synaptic transmission; mitochondrion organization; cilium assembly. NCBI's taxonomy places the organism in Eukaryota, Metazoa, Chordata, Actinopteri, Cyprinodontiformes, Poeciliidae.
ACGGCGGCUGGUAAAUCAGUAUCUCCUUUUAAUUUAGUUUACUUGGUUGUCGUAGACUGUUUUUUAAGAACAGAGAACCAAUUCAAUCAUAUUACAAGAACAGGAUAGCGGUUGGGUGUUUUUAAGGCAGUUUGGCGAUUAGCUUGUGAAGUCUUUGCGUAAAAGAAAAGCUUUUUGUCCGUCAAGUUAUAGAGCUAAAGGUGAAUCAUUUUCAUAAUGAUGAAAUUCAACUUCAGACGGGAGAAAGACAAGGAGUUUAAGCACAUAGCUCACGGUUUGAUCCCUGCCGCCUCCAUCGCUCCUAAAGCCGCCGUGCCUCGUACUCCUCCCCCACAAAGCCCAGACCCCUCACCUGAGAGACAUCGGUCGGCGUUGGCUGCAGCUAUCCUGUCUUCCUCGUUGACGGGACAGACGUGGGUCAUCCCGCCCGCUCGGCCAAGGUCUUUCUCUGAGACAGAUCGUUCAGAAACUUUCCUUUCUGAGCCAAACGGCAGCAGUGUGCUUUACUCAAGAGACAGAUGGUCGGAGGAUUCGGCUAGCCGGCCACACCUGUCAUCCCCCGACCACUCCGAGGGAGAGCUGGAAGACGACAAAGACGGAGCUGGUAACCAGGGUGAGGCGGACGAGCAUGUGUAUCAAACUCUGGACAGACGAGAGGAUCUUAGAGUGUCAGAAACAGUUCAUAACCUGCCUCUAGAGCCAGAGGCCGUUCUGUCUCUGGCCACUCACAUGUCGGGUAGAAGAGUGCCAUCUCCAGACCUCACCGAGGAAUCAAGUGGCCAGUCUCCAGAAUCCAGAAGGAGAGAAACUCUCAGAAAGAGCUCCGAAAACCCCAAGGAAGACGUGCGAUCUCUGCCACCCAUCCCAACCACUAACAGGCCUGGUGGUGCUAAAAUGCCAAAACAGAACGUCCACUCCUCUCCAGAAACCAACCGAGGAUACAGUGAGCUGCGGAAACAGAGGAAGACCAAGACGAUACACGAAGACAAGCAGCUGGAAAAGAGGCUGGAUCGCCUGGAGCGGGAGAUCAGUCAGAGCCACGCUUCCUCAAACCUCAGAUCCGCUGCAGCAGGCAGCCAGGCAGAGCUACAGAGCCUGAGACAGCAUGCGCAGGAGCUGGUGGACGAAAACGACGCCCUGAAACUGACCGUCCACCGUCUGAACGUGGAGCUGAGCCGCUACCAAGCUCGCUUCAGACCGCUGUCCAAACAAGAGAGCUCCAAAAUCAAAGGCAUACCGAGCACAGGUUCUCCCCCUCCAUGGCUGGUUGACAUGAAGUAUCUAUGCCCUUUGCUGCUGGCCUAUGAAGACAACAUGAAUGAGAAGGAAGCUCUUCUACAAACCGCUGAGGAGGAGGUGACCAACUUGCGAGCUAAGGUAGACGAUGUGAUGAAAGAAAACGAGAGGCUCCGUAAUGAGAUGGAUGUGGUCAACCUUAAGGACUGCCAGAUGAUUCAGCAGCAGGCGCUUCUGGUUUUGCAGGAGAACCAGGCUCUGAUUGGUCAGCUGGAGGCUCAGCAUGAAAAAGCCAAGGCCAACCACGGCAAACACCAAUCUGAAGUCUUGAAAAUGUCUAAGCAGCUUAUGAUGUUGGAGGAAGAGAAGGAGCGUCUGCAGGAGGACCUGGAAGGAAGCAGACGGGGGUUACAGAAACGCACGAAGGAGGCCGAGCUGCUGCAGGCUCGCCUCAAGGAUGUCGUCACAUGGGAUGAGCACUGCAGCAUUGCAGGCAAACUCAGAAGACAGCUGGAGGAGCAGGAGAGGAGAAAUAAGAGCGAGAAGGAGCAGUUGCUUCUAAAAAUGUCCAGCCUGCAGGAGGAGAACAAGAGUCUGGCUCUGGACAAAGUCAGCCUGACUGCUGAUGUGAGGACGGUGAAGACUGAGCUGGAGCGCUGCAAACAAGCAAACAGGAAGGCAGAGAGGAGAAUGAGUACGCUGAGGAGACAAAAGGAAGAACAUUUGCUGAAGGAGGAGAAGACUCGUCAUUACCUGGAGGCUGUCGUUUCUGUCGCAGAGCACAUUUCCAGGGAAAGAGACCAUCUAUUGCACACGGCAUCUGGACUCCAGCAGGAAAAGCAGGGAUUUGUCAGCAGGAUUCUGAAUGGCACGGUCCGCUUUGGCAAGCUUCAAGAGGAACUCAAAGUAUACCGGAGGCAGGCGUCAACCAGGCUGGCAGCGUUGGAGGAGGCUGCGGAGGGGAGGACGGCUUCUUACAAGAGGGAGAUCCUUCACCUGCAGAAGCUGCUGAGAGAAAGACAGGAGGCUGAGGAAAAACUGCUGCAGUCCAAACGGGACGUAGAGGAGGAGUUGGAGGUGGUGUGGCAGGUGGCAACACAGGAGAACCAGCAAAUGAGGGAGACGCUGUUGGACACGAAGCUGAGCGGGGCGCUGUCGGCCUGGGCGCUUUCCCCUGACUUCCCUGCUCAGACUUCAGAGGAGGCCAUCAAAUCCCCCCUGCUCCAGCAGACGCACGGGCUGGAUUUCUAUUGCUGAAGACCCAGAGACUAAAACUGGCGGCGUCUGAACAUCAGAGGAUGGUACUGGUAUCUGGGUCACGCUUUCUUUAGCUUUUUUUUUUUUUUUUGUAAGGCGAAAGAGCAGACAAUCAAUAAAACUAGGACGAAAUUAAUCCUGAAGGCAAUCCGUUGGCCUGGGAACGCACUUUUCUGCACUUUUUAUUUUGACAUUUGACAUAGUAUUUUACUUGAUUUUAACAUAUUUGUUUGUUUUUUUCUUUCAUAAAAUGUGCCAUGCACAACUGAGGGGGUGAGCUGAAGAGUAAAAUGGGAAGGUGAAACUUGACUGAAAUGUCCUGAAGUCAAAAGGCAGUGGUGCCAUCUACUGGACACGACAUGGCAAUGACUCUAUUACGGCCUUUGACGGUUCUGCCAGAGAGCAGGACAGUGACCAGGCUGUGUGGGUGUAAAUAAAUACACCCAUCAUCUGUACACUGAAUGAAGAGAAAUAAGAGGAAUAAUGUUAAACUCAUUGAAAUUUAAAUUUACUUGAAGAAGAUUAAAAAUGUAUAUGUCAAAUGAGUUUUCUCUAAUAGAUAUAAAGAACAUAUUUUAGACAUAUUUAAGAAUGUUUAUAUAUUUGUACGUCCUAGACCUGUAAUUUUUAAGCCCGACUUUUAUGAUUGUAAAUAAUAAACCAACAAUUCACAUCUGGGAGCCAAA